This is a messenger RNA of Carassius auratus (goldfish), 1774 nucleotides long. Its product is annotated as transmembrane protein 178B-like. Bases 196 to 1044 code for a protein of 282 amino acids. Lineage: Eukaryota; Metazoa; Chordata; Actinopteri; Cypriniformes; Cyprinidae. The transcript is spliced from 4 exons. The record is from RefSeq and is a predicted model, not a curated record. Gene Ontology annotation, cellular component: membrane.
CUGACGAAUCCGGAGCGCUUUCAUCAUCAGUGUCCGGGGUUGGUCCUCCUCCAUCCCGAGUCCAAGCGAGCAGCAGCAGAGGCACAAACAUGUCUGCUAGAGCUCCAGGAGCAUGUGUCAUGUCGGGUUAAUCAUGUGUAAUGUCCUGGGAUGAUAUGGGCUCGGCGGAAGACGUGACAGUUGUCCGCGGGCAUCAUGAGGAUAUUAACGGCGUCGGGGCUCUUCCUGGCCUUCUGCUCCAUCGGGCUCUUGACCAUGGCCAUCAGCACGGACUACUGGUACGAAACAGAUGCGCGGAAACACCGGGACCGAUGCAAAAAAUACGCCAGCAAGAGAAAUGACCCAGGAUACAUAUACAUCUCCAACCAGAACCUCCCACUCCGGAUGCGACCUAAAGCGAGUCCUCUGCGGGAAUCCUCGCACCCUGAGCCGGUCACGGAAGCGCGCUGCAGCCGCCGCUACAACUCAACCACAACCGGACUCUGGAGGAAAUGCCACCGAGAAGGCUUCGAUCUGGAGAACGAGGACCUGAUUUUUAAAGGUUUGCUUCAGCGUUGCACGCCGGUGAAGUAUUACUAUACUUCGGUCAAUAUCCCACGGAAUCUGCCUGUGAACAUCACCAAGACAAUAAGACAAGACGAAUGGCAUGCUCUCCACUUGCAGCGGAUGACGGCAGGUUUCAUCGGUAUGGCUGUGGCCAUCAUUGUGUUUGGCUGGAUGGUCGGUGCUCUGGGCUGCUGGAAACACAAUGAGCUGAUGCAGUAUGUAGCUGGACUGCUCUUCCUGAUGGGAGGCACCUGCUGCAUCAUUUCCUUGUGCACAUGUGUGGCUGGCAUUAACUUCGAGCUCUCGCGGUACCCACGCUACCUGUACGGCCUGCCAGAGGACAUCAGUCACGGGUACGGCUGGUCCAUGUUCAGCGCGUGGGGCGGUCUGGGUCUGACGCUGCUGGCUGGGUUUCUGUGCACUCUGGCGCCCUCUCUGCACAGUCCCCAGAUCAGCAGCAGCACACACAAACCUCGACAGGAGAACGGCAUUGUGUGAGGCUCGCACACUCCACGCACCACACGCAUAGAUCCGCUAGCACAGACUCAACACGCUGAUAUAGACAAGGUCUUUACAUGUCAGAGAGAAAUGGCAAAUAAACAGUCACACAUACUGCAGACACUGUGCAGACACUCUGCUAUAACAUGACGGUGAGAAUAAAUCAUGAUGCAGAGUGCAGCUGAGCUAAACAUGCUGGAGCUGAAAGAAAACAUACACUGCAAAUAGUGUCAAUCAGCACGAUUGUCUUAUUUUCCAGAAAAAAAGAGUGGGAAAAUCAUUAAAGGUGCUGUAUGUAAGAUUUUGACUACUAAAGCAUAAAAAUAUCAUAAUAUGUUUGCAGAAACAUGCUUAGUUAAAAUACUUGUUUACCUGAAAAACAAUACUACAGUCAGUUAUUCUCAGUGCCGGAAAAGUUGGUCUCUGUUUUAGUUCACUGCCAGUUUACCCAGUUGUAUUUUGGCACCCUUGGUUGCCAGCUGGCGGAAAACAGUGUAUUUAAUUUCAUUCAUCAUCAAGUGCACUCGUUCCUGUUUGUGUCAUCAAUCUGGCAACCUGCAUGUGCCUCAAGUCUGAGGAGAAGGGCCAGAAAAAAAAAAAAAAAUCUCCAAUAUUUUGAAUUUGGAGUGCAAUACCUUGUUCAACCACAGCACCUUUUAAAGUAUAGUAGUAGUAGCCCUUUAAAAAGUUAAUACCUUUUAAAGUAUAUAUUUAAAACAAUUGUACUGGC